AUGAUCAAAUCUCCCAUUUCUUCCUUAUUGAUGAUCAAAUCUCCCAUUUCUUCCUUGUUGAUGAUCAAAUCUCCCAUUUCUUCCUUGUUGAUGAUCAUAUCUCCCAUUUCUUCCUUGUUAAUGAUCAAAUCUCCCAUUUCUUCCUUGUUGAUGAUCAAAUCUCCCAUUUCUUCCUUGUUGAUGAUCAAAUCUCCCAUUUCUUCCUUGUUGAUGAUCAAAAUCUCCCAUUUCUUUCUUGUUGAUGAUCAUAUCUCCCAUUUCUUCCUUGUUGAUGAUCAAACCUCCCAUUUCUUCCUUGUUGAUGAUCAAAUCUCCCAUUUCUUUCUUGUUGAUGAUCAAAAUCUCCCAUUUCUUUCUUGUUGA
Molecule: messenger RNA, 363 nt
Organism: Candidula unifasciata
Lineage: Eukaryota; Metazoa; Mollusca; Gastropoda; Stylommatophora; Geomitridae
Source: the annotation of a GenBank genome assembly